Molecule: messenger RNA, 2692 nt
Organism: Nerophis lumbriciformis (worm pipefish)
Lineage: Eukaryota; Metazoa; Chordata; Actinopteri; Syngnathiformes; Syngnathidae
Molecular function (GO): nucleic acid binding; zinc ion binding
Source: RefSeq, a predicted model, not a curated record
GCUAAAGCCUUAACCCCGGAAGUAUAAACCGUCAGUACGAGUCGACGACGAACGCUAUUACUCCAACUACAAAAUAUUGAAUUGUUACAAAACAAAUAAUACGUCGUAAUAAAAUAAUACAAUCGUGCGCCAGACGUUUAUGGUAAGAUAGCCACGUUACAGUCGCCAACGACUUUUCCAGUUGCGUCGUAGUCACCGCCCGCUCGUAGCCUCGCUAGCUCCGAGCUAACCGAGCUAACGAUAAAGAAAGACAAAAAGCCCCGCCGUCGAAUUCGUCAACAAUGGACAGUUUGGAAACUCCGUACGAGGACGAGGCGUCCACAGACUUCAUCGAGUGCGCGGUGUGUGACAAAUCUGCCAGGGGCCUGACUUUGUAUAAGAUACACCUGACGACGCCUGGACAUUUAAAGAAAGAGGAAGCCCUUGUUGCCGCUGGUGGCAGCAUCAGACCAAACCCUCUGCCAACGUUCAACAAUAUUUUACAAUACCUGGAUUACCUGAACCUCGACGAGCCCAUCAUCGGCUUGCACUACGUGGAGGAAGUGUUCGGUGGCCCGGCCGACGCCCCCUUGGGGCCCAAGUACUCGUGCCUGCUGUGCCACGUCACCGCACACAUGCCCGAUGUAGUCAGUCACAUCAUCGGGCGUAAACACAGACAGAAAUACAUGGAGGUGAAGCGUCGCGACCUGGUGACGUGGGACACGAGCACUGUCGCGGCGCAAGGAGGGAAGAUGAUCCGCACCAGAGCGGAGAUCAUAGAGCGACAGGAUGGCCGUGGACAUCCAGUGUUCCUGCAGAAAUGGGAGGACACAGAGAAACAAAUCUCAGUCCCCCUGACACAGAGGCAGAACGGCAACCCAAACCCCCUCCAGACUUUGUUCCAACUGGACGCUCCGCAGUGUGCCCCGAAGAGCCAGGACUUUGACGAGCCGCCCCGUGGGCGCUUGCCCCCGGACCAGUCGCAAAGAGCCUGCUUUCCUCCGGUCGAGGCUCGCGGGUUAAACGUCGACAGGCAGAUGUACCAGCAGGACGACUAUAAAAGGGACAUGAACCGGCAAAUGGACCUGAAUUACCGUCAGCAGGAUCCCAGGGAGGAGGGCCCCCAUGGUUGGGCUGAGCGUUACCCAGAGGCCCCUCCCUACAGAAGGAUGCCACUGGAGAACAGUGUUGUCAAUGAGGUUGUGAGGAACCAGCGACCGAGCUUUCAAGAAGGCGAACCCCGGUGGUCUCUCGACUCAAGCGGGAACCAUAGAGGGGAUCACGAUGUGCGGCCGGGACCGAGUGUCCCGGAGGCCUCCAAAAGGAACCUUCCCUCUCCUCCGCACAUGGAGCCGCCACGCGGACACGUCCGGGAUUACCUCCACGGCCAGGCGGCUGGAGCUCAGUUGCUUCCCAAACAUGCGGCGGCGGGCUGGGGCGGCCCCGCCCAGAUGCGGGGAGAGGACUCCAGGAGCAUGUCGGACAUCCCAGAGCCUUUCAGGCGCUUCAUGACCGGGCCCCGAGACGACGACGGCGGCGAGGCGUACGGCAAAAGGAGGAAGAAGAGUCGCUUCUCGGAUGCCACCGCCGAGGAGGUGGAGGUGGCGCACAAGAUUUUGAAGGCUGGAUACGGACCCCCAGACCCCAAGUUUAGAAAUCCUUCCCGAUCAGUCGAAGCAGAGACCCGCGGACCCGGGCGGCAUUUAGAAUCACAGGACUCGCGUCACUCUGACAGCUACCAAAGAGAUGGCUCUGAGAAAGAAACAGUCUUUGACAUGCUGAACGACAUCCAAAUCGAGAACGUGGAAGAAGCUACUUUCCUGAAGAACAAACUGUGCGGCCUUCUCAAAGAAUUCAAGACCAUAAAAUCAAACAAAGGCGAACCACAUAGUUCAGCGCCUCAGAUGUCCACACAACACCAGCACGGGAGGACGCUCAUGGGAGAUCCCAACUUUAGAGGGACAGGGGAAGACCGCCGCGGACCAGGAUGGAAGACACAUGAGACGAACGUGCACGACAGGCAGCAAGGCUACCAGCAUCAUGUGCACCAAGCACCCGGUGCCUUCGUCAGAGGACCCGUUCCCUCCGUCAGAGGACCCGUUCCCUCCAUCAGAGGACCCGUUCCCCCCGCCAGAGGACCCAUUCCCUUCGUCAGAGGACCCAGUACUUCCAUGAGAGGACGUUACAACGAUGGCCGUGGUUCUCAUAAUAUGUACGAAACACAGCAUCCAGACCAGCGAGCGCAGCGUCCAGAACGGUUCCGAGAAAACGCGGCAGUGGCGCACCGAGACCUCCGGCCUGCCUAUGACGGGUUUUUCGACUCACGCUCGCCGCUGCCUCGCAACAUGGAACACGAAGUCGGGAUGAACUGCAACCCUCAGUACUCCAAAAGCCUGGAAAAACUCCACUCCACUCUCCUGGAGCUGGUGUCAAGGAAGCAGUAGAAGUAGCCCUACGGUAUCGUACGUCCCCACUUUUUGUCGGAUUGUGUUUUCGACAAUUUCCCCCAAAAGUUUGCCCUGUAUUUCCUAUAAUGUCUCAGUUGUCAUACGGCCAAACAUUGCACCUAACAAGCCAGUCUUGGUGUUUUUUAUAGUAGAAGUUUUUUGGUUUUCGUCUGACCUUUUAGAAGUGAUUACUAAGGUUGGUUGUUGUUGCUUUCUUGAUUGUUGUUUCCCAUAGACUGAAGCUAUUAAAACAUUGGUCCAUGGCA